UGUAUUUUUAUACUUUGUUUUUAAGAGCAUGCAAUCAUUGCAUUUACAUGCCUGUGGGAAACUGUAUUUGAAGUUAUACGUGUGUUUGCUGCGUUAUUGUAUGGUUUCUUUCGUGAUCUAGGCCACGAGAGUCGGGGGGAUGAAUUUGGCGCCUUUUUACUUAGUUUUCAGUCGAAUACAUGUGGAUAUUUCACGAGUGCAUUUUGUAAAACGCGUUUGUUUUGCCUAGCAUUUUCAAUAAAAACCGGUAUAUAAUUCGCAGACAGAACAAUGAUCAGACAAAGGGGUGUAACCUCAUAACGUUUGGGCAUGUUGUUCCUCAUGGAGAUCAUGUUCCUGCAAAUUAUUUCUUUUUAUAAGAGGUGCACGCUCAGCCUUUGAGUAAAUAUACAAACUCAACAAAGUUAGAAGUUACCGUGUGUGAUUUUUUUAUUUUUUUAAUUCAGACUUCUUUGUAUGUUGUUGUAAAUGCAUGAGGGUUUAAUCGUGUUGUGCACGACUCCAUAUGGUUCUAGGGGUAGGACAAAUACACACACAGUCUUUGGUGUCAUGGCUGUCUUUGCACUAAAUAAAUGUGAAUCCUUCUACAGCCAAUGAUUCUGUUAUUCCAGCUAGAUUAUUCCUAAAUUCUGUGUAUUCUGUGUCCACCUCGAAUUUUCACAUGACCCUUGAAUUGGACAUUGAAGUUUUCGUCGACGUUUGUUGAACUACUGUGUAUAUUACGGAUACACUUUUUUUUUCUUGCCCCUUUUAAUUUACGUUUAGAAGACUCUCAUAAAUCUGAACUACGGAAUAUAGAACUGAAUGUAUCGACCAAUAGGAGGAUCUUUGUUGACAUCUUUGUACGCAUGCGCGAGUGGUUGUGUGGCAAAAAAACAAACGGUAUGGCGGGCUGUAAAGACGCGACGAGCACUUUCAAGAGAGUUAGCGGGCGAAAUCCACAAUAUAUAAGCACUUUAACAUCUGAAGACCGGAGGAGGUUUGGAGAGAAGCUCAAAAUUUGUAUUGGUGACAAAAUCGAAGUUAUUCAAAGCCCAUAUGAGAUCUGGGAUGACAAAAAACGUUGGUCCGACUCGCCCGUGUCUUGGCCACCAAUCUGCUGGGGAGACAUUUAUUCUUAUUUAAUAGAAAACCCUGGACCCUUAACUCAUUAAAGAUUAAAGGCUUUCAAAAGUCUGGAGGCCUAUGAUUAUUUUGUUUCUCGAAAAGUUGGGCCGAUCUUUUCUGCCAAACAGAAAGCAGUGAUCGUGCUAAAAGCAGAGGUUAGAUCUGGCCAAGCAGAGUCACAGCGUGAUUCGCAUCUCCCGUGGGUGAUCGCCAAAGAGAACGGCGAAAUAAUCACUGCUCACUGCGACUGCAAAGCCGGGCUAGUAAUGGCACUGAAGCAGCUGAGCCCAAGAGAAGGUCUGAGAGGCUUCAAACUAAACCCGAAACACCAAAGUCUGGGCCCAAGCCAAAGAAGGCACCUGUCAAAGGCAAGAUGGCCAAAGUGGUAGAAAAGGCUAAACCAGAGAAGAAAGAGGAUGUGAAGCCAGAGGAAGAGACCACACCUGCAGAAAAUGGAGAGGCCGAAGCUGAGGUAAAAAAAAAUAAAAAAUCCCUCCAAGUUGGAUAUUUAUCUGGAUGUAUAGUCCAUGGUGAUUGUAGCUAUGGCCAAAUCUGUUGGGGGGGGGGGAUGACAAUACAAUUUUACCCAUAAACGUCAGUUUGACGAUUAACAGUCUUCUUCAUAAAAAACUUAUUUGGUGCAUCACGCGAGUCAUUUGGCCAAUCACAGUCAAGAUAACGGCAGCACGUCUUCACUGAAAAGCCCCUGGCUGCAGCUUUCCCGCGGAUAAAUUCAACUUUCCACGCUACCACUACCAGGCAGAGGCCGUGAGAAAUUAUCUGGUGCUACUUCAGUGGACACUGACAUUAGUUUUGAGAAUGAGCGAGCUUAAAGAGGAGGAUUCUAUUUAUAUAAGACAGCUUGACUCAGGGCUGAGGUGCAAAUGGAGCUGGGCCUGGCUAAAGAUUGAGGUGAAGACCGAGGUGAAGGGAGUUCAGCACAGCUUCCCGCUGUCACAGUAUUUUUAAAAAAAUUGACAAAGCGGGGUAUUCAAAAUGUAGCCUUUGCUCUAAAGAAAUAAACUACAGCAACAAGGGCUCUCAUGCUCUUUCGGCACACUGCCAAACAGAGGUGCACCGUCAAAAAGUGUGCACUGUAAUGACUACAGUAAGUGUCCUUCCAGUCUCAAGUCAAAGUGCUCCCAAGGCGGGGCCUGAAGCCAUGAGAGCGCGAUUUAGGGUGCCUGUACCUACAUGUCAGCGGGUUGCUAAUGCAGAGGCGAUGGUUCUUGCUACUCUCGCCGAACAUUCCCUCCCUUUUACAUUUGCACCAGUGAUGGUGAAGCUGGCCCAAACGCUGGCUGCAGACAAAGUAGCUCUGAGUGGGUUGAAGCUGUCACGCACUGCAGCAGCUUACAAAAUGGUGCAUGGAUUGGGAUUUACAUUUUCAGAGAGGAUCUUCAGAAAUACACAGAAGUAUCCAUUUUCCAUCAACCUCGACGAGAGUACUAACCAUGGUGGUAAAAAAGUGCUUUCCAUCCUAGUCAGCUACUUCAACCCAGACAGGAAGACGGUUGAUGUGGAGCACCUUGGCUCUUUAGAGGUUUUCAAGGUUAGCGCUCUCAAGCUAGAAAAUUUGAUAGUUAAGUUCUUUAAGGAUAACAACAUUCCAUGGUUGAACCUUGUAAGCAUGCUGAUGGACUCCUGCAGUGUUAUGCGAGGAAGUAAAACGGGGUUAGAAACAAGAGUCCGCCAGAACUACUGCCCAGGCCUACUUGAUGUUGACGGUGAUAGUUGCCACCAUAUCCACAAUGCUGCAAAGGUGUUUGCAGCUCCUUUCAGCAAUCAUCUUGAACGGCUGUUUGGUGACCUACAUGCAGAUCAUCAAUGGGCUACAGACCAGUUGGCGUACUUCAGGGAGAUAUGUGAGUUCAUGAGCCUUCCUGGUUCCGCUCCCAAAAGGUUCAUUCAGCAUCGCUGGCUAUCUGCUUAUGAUGUUGCCAUUAGCACCCAGAGGCUGCUUCCUGCCUACAAGGUUCUUUACUACGGCUUUAUGGACAGGAAAGACAAGGCCCUCUACAAGGAUCCCCUAGGGCAGCUUUUUACGAAGUACAAAGUGAGCGACAAGGCACAGACAAAGAUUCGGUCAUUUCAUGAGGACCUCAGCAAAAAAGGAAUGACGCAGCUGGGAAAAGACCGGAAGAAGAGGGUGGUUAGGAAGGUGUGGCAUGAAGCCACCAUAACUGAGCUGCACCUCAGUGUUUAUACAGGAGUGCUACCUAUCCUUAAAGAAUAUGUCAUGGUGUUCCAGGGCAGUCAGACACUUGUUCAUAAACUGCAUGACAAACAGCUUCAAGUCUUUACCAACUUCCUUGCCUGCUUUGUCAAAUCUGAACACCUGAAGCCGAUGCCCAAAACUCUGGCUACUAUGGAAUUGGACAACAAACUGCUGCCUGUGAGGGAGAUGUAAGUGGGGCAGGAGGCUAAUCAAUUCAGAGUGGCACAUCCACAACACCCUCUGCUGAAGCCAUUCCUGGAGGAAGUCUCACGGGCAUACAUCACGUGUGCUAGAUACUUGCAAAAAAAGCUGCCACUGCAGAGCAAGACCCUCCAGUGUUUGUCGGCCAUAGACCCAAUACUGAGAGGGCACUCUCAAACUGGGUCUGAACUGAGGAAACUCACUGCAAUGAUGGAUCACCUGCUGCCUGAUGUUGACACACACCAGGAAAUUCUCCAGUACAACGUAGAUCAGUCCCUGCCCAGCUUCCAAGAUGGAGAUGAUGUUGUGAGGUGGUGGGCCUGUGUCGACGAUACUGGAAAAUAUCCAGGCCUGUGUCAAGCAGUGAAAGCUGCAAUGUCAAUAUUCCAUGGCCCAUUAGUUGAAUCUUCUUUUAAUAUAAUGGGCAACAUCAUUGACCAGAAAAGUACAAGCAUGAACAUCACCACAUUCAGCGCUAUCCAGACUGUCAAAUAUACUCUACAGAGCAGAAAGCUGAGUGCUGUGGACAUGUUCAGCCGAGAUGAUUCAAAAUUUGAGCCAGCAGAUAGAAGGCUGUGUGGGAACAUCAUUUCGGCUGGAACCAGGGACAAAGCCCAGCGGCAGCAAAAGCAGCUGAAAGUCAGCGAAAAGAGGACGGAGUUCGGCUGCCAGCCAUCCACUAGUGCUGCUGUAAAUAGGGCAGAAGUGGUGGAGGAAGAAAGUAUGGCCCGAAAGAGGCACAUGGCAAAACAGAGAAAACGGGCCCUUGAAAGGCUUGUCCAGGCCAAAACAGUAAAAAAAUGAUGUUUUAUUUCACACCCCACUAGACCAGUUUUAAGUUUGUUUUAUGUUCAUUGGUGUUAAUAAAUGUUGUGUUGUUUUACCUGAAGAAAAUGUCUUUUCCCUUUAUUUUC
Xyrauchen texanus (razorback sucker) is the source of this 4440-nucleotide messenger RNA. RefSeq lists its product as uncharacterized. The record is from RefSeq and is a predicted model, not a curated record. The transcript is spliced from 11 exons. The coding region runs from base 2207 to 3517 and encodes 436 amino acids. Lineage: Eukaryota; Metazoa; Chordata; Actinopteri; Cypriniformes; Catostomidae.